GCUAUUUCUUGGGGGCAGGACAAAAAUUGUAUAUCAGUAACACAUGUCAUACGGAUCAUUAUCGGCCGCUAGCAGGACCCGAAGGUUCCUUCCUUGUGCAGACAUGUGACCUGUCAGCGACGAUUAACAUCGUCAGCAACCUGCUGCAUCGUUGUCGCCCUCAGGAAUCGAUGCGCAGACAGGCGGGCGCGUUAUCGAGGGUUAGGGCAAGGCUGGGCGCUGGGCCCGCGCGCAUGGCACGGUGUUUGCGCACACGGCUGAGCGCGGCGCUGACCGACAGGGGGCGGGCCUGCUGGCAGGAGCCUGGCGUGGCAGACUGCGCAAUUUGAUCUUGCAGUUUGCCGCACGGCGCUUUUGUUCCCUGCGGUGUCCGCAGUGCAGGUCGGACUUCCUUUCCUUGGCAGGACCCGUGCUGCAGUGGCGGUCGACUUGGUGAUGUUGAAGUACGUGGGCGGCCCGAUCCGUUGGCAGAUGCUGCUGUAGUAGUGACGUGUGUUCGUGUCUGGAGUACUGAUUUCAUCUCGAGGAAAUAUGAACAGUGUUGUUGGGAAAGUUCACGGUUGAUCUACCUGAUCGCUGUUUUCUGCCUGGGGCACAGUUUCUGUGAUAGUUGGAGAUUCACGCAAUCACUCUUGAACAUUAAAGGAAAAGAGUACAAGAAAUGUCUUUAAAAGGUGUAGCAGUUUCAGAAGCCGGUUUUCUUCAGGAUUAUAAAGAUGAAUUUACAACGAAGUUGGUAGCUUGUUGUACGACAAACAGUUAAUGAACACCUGACUUGUACCAUGGCAUCGCCCUAUACUACUUCCAUUAUACUCGCCGUUGUGUUUGGGAACAUGGCCGUUUAUUGGCUGGAGUCUGCCUACGUUUCCUCCAAAACCAACAAGAAGCAAGUGAUCAAACUCGGAUACAUCACGGGUUCGGCCAGCCCGAACUUUACAGGUAGUUAUUACCCUAAAAAUGGUUAUUACAAUAGGCCUGGAACUCUCAUUUCGGGUGCCUUGACCUUCGCCCUGGAGCAGGUAAACAGAAACAGCAGCGUGCUGCCAAACCACACCCUGGAGUUCAUCAUCGCGGAGACUUACGGGCAGGAAGGGGAGAGCAUCAAGCAGACGGCGCUGCUGCUCAACAAGGGAAUAGCGGCCUACAUCGGGCCGCAGGAGACCUGUGUGCACGAGGGUCGGAUAGCUGCUGCCUUCAAUUUGCCGAUGAUCUCCUACUUUUGCACCGAAACAGAAGUCAGUGACAAGUCGCUAUACCCAACCUUUGCCCGCACUAAACCAACGGAUUCUCAGGUCUCCAAGAGCGUGGUGUCCCUACUGCGCAUGUUCAAGUGGACCAAAGUCACAUUCAUACACUCCAACACCACUGAUGGAAAUCAUACAGCAGACGACAUUUAUUCUACCUUGGUAGACCAUGGCUUUAAGGUUUUAUUUCGCAAGAAAUACCCAGGACCGUAUUUCCACAAGCACAUGGUCAACCCUUUCGUGAAGAUUGUGGAGGAGACAUACCUGGAAACACGAAUUUACGUGAUGCUGGGAGCUCCCUAUGAGUUUGUGGGUCUGAUGGACAACUUGCAAGACCGUGGUAUCCUUGAUGCAGGAGAGUACUUUGUUAUUGGGGUCUGCUUGGAGCCCUACUAUCCAGAAAAUCCGGAGACGUUUCUUGAAGGAGUUUUUGAUUAUGACGUCACGGAGCGCAGCGCCCUCGCCUUCCGGCACUUCGUGGGUCUCAUUCACUCGCCACCCGUGCAGCCCGGCUACAAGGCCUUCCAGAAGAUUGUAGACGAGUAUUUGGAGAAGCAGCCGUUUAAUUUUACUAACCCGCUCCGCAACAUGAGCACCUUCAGACGGAUAAGACCUGAGGCCGCCUACCUGUACGAUGCAGUCUGGUUGUAUGCAAAAGCUGCAGACCAGGUGCUGAGAGAAGGAGGAAGUCUGCUGGACGGACGAAGAAUCAUCGCUCACAUUCAGAACCAAACUUAUCAAAGUGCGUUCGGAUAUCUCAGUAAAAUCAACUCUAAAGGCGACACUGAAGGGAAUUUUUCUUUAAUCGUGAGGAAGGCGACGGAAAAGGGUUGGGGCAUGUUUCCUGUCGGCAAUUUUCGACUGACAUUUGAUUCCGAUGACAUUCCGACAUUUCAGUUUUACGGCAACGAAACCAUUCAUUGGAUCGCGGGAAGACCACCACUGGACGAGCCUGAAUGUGGCUUUCACCACGAGCGUUGUAUUCCCCCGACAUCCUACACCAAAGAAGUUGUCGCUGGUAUCGCAGGCAGCCUCAUCCUCAUCGGCACUAUUGUAGGUUACCUCAUUUACAGGAACUGGCGGUACGAACAGGACCUGGCAAGUCUGCUGUGGAAAAUUGACUUCAAAGACAUGACUCUGAAAUAUGCGUCUGUUUGUGUAAACAAAAUGUUUUCUGUUGUUCAGACCGCCGCGAUGUGUCGCUCUCCCAGCCAGAUAUCUCUGAUGUCUCAGAACGAUUUCGACUUCCGGCAACUGUUCACGCACGUGGGGACCUACCGAGGGACCAUCGUCGCCAUUCGCAGGGUCAACAAGAAGCACGUGGAGCUCACGAGGAGUGUUCGCAAAGAGCUUAAAACGAUGCGAGAACUGCGUCAUGACAACAUCAACCCUUUUAUCGGCGCUUGUAUUGAUUCGCCCAGCAUUCUGAUUGUCACGGCCUACUGCGCCAAGGGAAGCCUGCAGGACAUCUUGGAGAACGACGACUUCCAGCUCGACUCCAUGUUCAUCGCCUCUCUCGUUCACGACAUCGUUAGGGGCAUGAUUUAUAUCCACGACAGUGAAAUCAAGUCGCACGGAAAACUAAAGUCUUCAAACUGCGUGGUGGACAGUCGCUGGGUGCUCAAGAUCACCGACUUCGGGCUGCACGAGUUCUUGAAGGGGGCCCAGGACGACAUCGGAGAAUAUGCCUUUUACAGGAACCUUCUAUGGCGGGCUCCUGAGCUGCUGCGAGACACAGCGCCAGCCCGAGGGACCCAGGAGGGAGAUGUCUACUCCUUUGCCAUCAUCAUGUUUGAAAUCUAUGGGAGGAAAGGGCCGUACGGUGACAGCUCUUUGUCCCCGAAAGAGAUCGUGGACCGUGUGAAGUACAAGGACGGUGAUGUCCCGUUCCGACCUCGCCUCUCGGAGCUGGGGAAAUCUCCAAAGGUGGUGACAGACCUCAUCAAGGAGUGCUGGGACGACGAUCCGCACAAGAGACCAGACUUCAAACUCAUUCGCUCCAGACUCAAACCUUUACAAAAGGGAUGUAAGAAGCCCAACAUCCUGGACAACAUGUUAGCCAUGAUGGAGAAAUACGCCGACAACCUGGAGGCGCUGGUGGAGGAGAGGACCGACCAGCUUAUUGAGGAGAAGAAAAAAACGGAGGAAUUAUUACACGAGAUGUUGCCCAGGUCAGUAGCUGACCAGCUGAUGCGGGGCAAACGGGUGGAAGCAGACACGUUCGUGGUGACCAUCUACUUCAGCGACAUCUGUGGGUUCACCGCCAUGUCCUCGGAAAGUACUCCCAUGCAGGUUGUUGACCUUUUGAAUGACCUGUACACGCUGUUUGACUCGACAAUCGAAUACUACGACGUCUACAAAGUUGAGACGAUCGGCGAUGCCUACAUGGUGGUGAGUGGAUUGCCCAAAACCAACGGAAUACAGCAUGCAGGCGAAAUAGCCUCCCUUUCGCUCCAUCUUCUGGAUUCGAUUCGGAAGUUUACGAUCCGACAUCGUCCCAACGAUACAUUGAAACUGCGAAUCGGAAUCCAUUCCGGAGCUUGCGUGGCAGGAGUUGUGGGACUCAAGAUGCCGCGAUACUGUCUGUUUGGAGACACGGUUAACACCGCUUCCAGAAUGGAGUCGACAGGAGAGCCACUUAGAAUUCACUGCUCUUACGAGUGCAAGAAACUGCUGGAUCAGUUGGGAGGAUACAUCCUGCAAGAGAGGGGCUUACGCGUUUGAAGGGAAAGGGCGAAGUUCUGACCUACUGGUUGACAGGAGAGGAAAGGGAGCGACGUCCUCGCCAACAACCUCGUCCUGAGAGCAGCGAGCACAGCCAGGCCUCAUCUGCUGCUGGCUCCUUCCGCCGCCAAAAGAUGGCGCAACCGUCUUUCGACAAAUCAUUGGACUGGUCGCCGUCCGUCAUCCGGCCAUGAGCGGCCAUCUCAGGCCAACGGCGACCUCAGCAGGGCCCCGCCCUACCUUCAACCCUACGGACUGUUGGUGGGGCCGAGCAGCCAGGAGCUGCUGAGGAGGUCCUCAUCGCGGCGACGACGGCUGAAAUUCAAGGUCGGGUCCGAGGAUGACGACCUGCGGGACGAGGUGGAGGAUAAGAAGGAAGGGGAUGUUCCUCCCCCCGCUCACCACACGGUGGAGACGACACCGCUGAUCCUUCGCAAGCAUGAUGUACUUGGUGAGGACAACGCAUCCUACAACCCAAGGUGCACGAGCCGAGUCUGACAUCCAGAUCCGUGCUCCACUAAAGACUCUGAUGGGGAGCUGGUGGAGUUGAAGGAGGUUGCGAGCGGGGGAAGGAUGGAAGGGACUAACGUUAACAUUCUAUCGAAGCAAGUUGCUGUGUUCAGAAGGACAAACGGGGAAAAGAACUACGUUGAUAGCCGUUGACAAAAUGAAGAAUAUACAACGCUAACUUGGUGAUAACAGUUCUUUCAUUGUUUUUUUUUUAUGUUGUUGUUUUUUUGUUUUUGUUUUUGGUUUGUUUUUUUGUGUGUGGGAAAAUCGCCGGUUUCAAACAUAUCCAGUGAUAAACAGACAGUGUAUUAAGUCCAGAGAAUAACUUGUUCCUGUGAACUGUGUAGAACUGUUGGAAGGAAAUGUAACUUAUUAUCUUCCUGCGUUUGAAAGUGGAGUUUCAAGGUGCUUGGACAUCAGCGAGACCUGACUUUAACAGAAGAACACUAUACAAGGUUCGUUUAUUGGUGAUACUUCUGUGCCAGAAACAAAAUUGCCUUUCGGUGAUCAGUCAGUGAUAUUUCUUUACGUUUAGUUCUGCUUGUUUAGCAAAAUAUUCAUUCCUUCUUGCCUUUGACUAAUUGUAAAUAUAUACAAAGAUAUAUAUCUGUUAUUAAGCCGAUCUGAUUAUUUCCCUUUUCCUUGAAAUGCAGCCCUCGUGCAGCUUAUCCGAGAAACAUAACAAUUUGAUUCUUCAGUAAAUUCAGUUAAGUUUCUAUUAGCUAAAAAAAAAAUUCAAAAUAAACAACACAUAAAGAAUUUAACUCAAAUGUUUAAAAAGCAGCUUUGUCAGCUUUAAUGGUCAAAACAAUAAAUAACAACAAAAAUGCGUUAUCACAUGCUAAUCGUUUACAGUCUUCCGAUAACCAGAAAGAACCCUAUUGUACAUUCAUGCACAUCAAAAAUCGUUUUCUUCUUUUAUCAGUGUCCACACCUGUUCUCGAAAAUAAAACAAUUCUAAUGAACCUUCCAAGUGAAGGUAGAUUAAAAAAACAAACAAAAUGAUUGACACUUUCAAAAACAUUUAGCAAAUGGAUGUUCUUCAUAAUAAAAAAGCACAUGGAUACAAACAUCAGUGUGAAUAUUUCUUUUAGGUUUAGCCACUUGCUACAAUGCAGGUUCCAACAAUACUUGUCUUUUUCUCCAUUCGAGUGACUACCUCACGCAUGGUAAAUAUUCUCCCAAGUUCGCCUUUAAGACUAACCACGGGGUAGCGGCCUUGUAGACUGAGUUGAGAGGUCGUGCAUUUAUUACAAAUGAGAGUCGUAGCGGUAAAGCAAGAUCAACUGGGGUAAUGCUACAAAUGUUAGAAAAAUACUGAACAAUUAUAAAAAUCAUUUUCUUUGGUUAUGGUUUUACUUGUUACUUAUGUCAGCAGUGCUUUUAACUCCUUAGAAAUUACUUUUGCUAUGUUAGAUAUGCGCUGCAGGAGUUUGGUCAAAUAUUAUAAAAGAUACAUUUUUAAAUAACAAGUAUUAUUAUGUAGGUUUUUCCAGCGUGCCUCAGACACAUUUACAACAUUAACCCUGCUCUGGUACCAUGACUAAAGUUAUGUUGAUAGCACCAUGGGAUCAAUUUGACCCCAUUGUAAAAAAAAUAUUCAUUUCCAGAAUAUAUACAAUUUAUUUCAACAUUUUCCAAGCAGUAAUAUAAGACAAUGCAUUAGAAAAUCCAAAUAACAUUGCACAACACUUCUUAAAUGAGAGAACCCAUUUAAUAUUUCCCAUCACUAUAGGCCUAACUUACAUGCUGGUUUUAUUUGCUAUUUAUUUUGCACAUUAACUCAUUUCACUCAUUACAAAUGAAUGUACUUUUCUUGUCUUCAAGAAUGUUCGUCGUUUGUCUUUCUUUAUUGUUCAAAGAAUAUUCUUAGUGAAAAAAAAAACAGACCCAAAACCCAGAGGUGAAUCUUGAAAUAAAAGAAAAUACCUCUAAUACAUAAGAAGUCCACUAAACUAGCAAACACAAGACCUUCAGAAAAAAUAGGUGAAAGGCAAGGUCCCUCAUCGUGACAUUUCAACAAAUGAGCAAAAGAGGACUGGGGUCACAUAAACCCAUGGUACCACAGCAAGAUUAAUGAAUAAAUAAUUGUGAUUUUAAUAAUACUUUUUCUUGAUUCUAGUCUUCUUGUUUACCCUACACUUCACUGAUAUUGUCAAAACGAUUGUUAAUGUGAGAGAUUAGAUCAUAUUUGGAUAAAUGACAUUUGGUUUAGUCCUUUUCCUCUCUUUGUCUCUGGGUUCCGCGAAUCACAAGUCUCAUAGGGAUGACAUACUACAUGAACAUCUUAAGCUUUAUUUGUUAUUGAUCUCCCGACAUAUAAUUUUGUAAAAGAUCUUUACAAA
Messenger RNA from Pomacea canaliculata, 6823 nucleotides. Its product is annotated as receptor-type guanylate cyclase Gyc76C-like. Gene Ontology annotation, molecular function: guanylate cyclase activity; peptide receptor activity; protein kinase activity. Gene Ontology annotation, cellular component: membrane. The record is from RefSeq and is a predicted model, not a curated record. Lineage: Eukaryota; Metazoa; Mollusca; Gastropoda; Architaenioglossa; Ampullariidae. Gene Ontology annotation, biological process: receptor guanylyl cyclase signaling pathway; cGMP biosynthetic process; intracellular signal transduction.